CCGUUUGAAGAGAAAUUAAAAUGAUUUCAAUUGCCUACAAGAAAAACCCUAUCGACUCCAAUUUGGAGUGGGAAGCAGUUUCCUCCCGACUCGACCAUGGCACUGUUCCAGUUGAGGAGUAGAAUUCCAUUAUCAUUUUAUGCAUUUAAGUGGACAAAGCAACAUCAAUAUCCAAUUGCAAUUGAUAGAGCUCUGCCAUUCUACCGGGAGCAGUUGAACUGUAUUUCCUGUUAUCACUGCCAAAUUUCAGUACCCAGGUCUGGUGUAGACAUCAAUUCACUCUUGGGUGGUCAUUCUAGAAGAGUGGAGCGCUUAAUCUACAACAGUCUCAGAAUUGGAGGGUCUCGGUCAAUUGUUGGCAGGAGCAAACCCUCUGAAGGAUUUGGAAAUGGUAAACGAGGAGAUGAAGAUUAUAGGGAGGCCUGGGAAAGAGAAAUGGAUGAAGCAACUUGUGUCUGGUCUGCGAGUGAUUCAGAUGACUCAGAUGACGAGAAACUGCGCUCUGAGGCAGUAAAGAGACAUUAUAAUUUGACUGACAGUGACGAUGACAGUAGUGAUGAAGACAAGAAAAAGGAUAAAGGGAAGGAACAGGAUGUCAAAAUUAUAUUUGAUAAAGGUGAAGAUAUAGACGGAGAUGCUAGUGAUGAAUUGAGGAGUGUAUGGUCUGGGAGUGAUGAAGAAAAGACUUUGUGGUCGGGCUCCGAAGAUGACCUUGAGGAUGAUACUCCUACUCUGGCAAAACCACAUGAAAAAAGUGAUCGCUAUUUGGAUCAGAUUUUUGAGUUUGAAGAGACUCCCAAGCUCAGAACUCUUUCUGAAAUAAUUAAUGGGAAAGCUAAAAAGGAGGAGCUUAAUCCUGGUAGACAAGCAAGGAAGCUUGCUAUGCAAAAUGCCCUGAAGAAGUUGAAAAAAGGUCCUGAUGGAAGGUACAUUAAUGUUGAUGACGUACUGACUGACAUGGACGUCUUAAUAGGAUCAUUUGAGGAAGUUAUAAAUGAACCUGAGUAUGCAGAUCUUAGAGCAGGAGGGCCCAAGAAACUCAAUAUGCAGUUUUUUAAGGAUUUGCAGGAGAGUCUGCGAAAUGGAACCUUCGAAUUCUCUCCCGAGCUGCAACUGAAACCAAAGAGCCGAUUUGUGUUGAGGAAAAAAUAUCUAAGAGCCAAAUCCAGAGAGAGGAAACGGAAGUAAACUCCACAGGAAUUAUGGUCAUUGGAAAUUUAGUUAUUUUGUUCUUCGCGACUAGCUUGACUGAAUCCUAAGUUUCAACUGCACGAAACUUCCUCUGUGAUAGAAAAAGGUGUUUCUAUUUCACAUGGGAUAUACUUAAAUGUAUAUACCCCACAAUCAGAAAUUUCUUAUACUAGCUCAAGAUGCAAAUGUGAUGCUUUCAGAAAUUUUUAGGUCUGACACAUGACGUAUUUUAGGCGUGAGCUGUUUUGUGGCAGACUGUGUACAGGUCAAUGUUAAUAACCUUUUUGUUUGUGGCAUUGAUUUCAAUUUUAAAACAUCAGAUGUUGGGAUGGUAUAUCUUUCCCUUGAAUGUUAUAGGAUACGAAGCAAAUUUUAUUAGCAAUUCA
Cryptomeria japonica (Japanese cedar) is the source of this 1577-nucleotide messenger RNA. RefSeq lists its product as uncharacterized. The transcript is spliced from 3 exons. The record is from RefSeq and is a predicted model, not a curated record. Lineage: Eukaryota; Viridiplantae; Streptophyta; Pinopsida; Cupressales; Cupressaceae. Bases 97 to 1188 code for a protein of 363 amino acids.